AUGAUAGAGUCUAGCCGACUUCGAUAUUUCAGGAACAAUCAGAAGAAGCUUCGUUCAGACAAGUAUAUGAAUCUGGUUGAGGCUGAAAAGGAAGGAACCUCUGAUUUAUCCAACAGAGGUAAGAGGAUUUUGAUACCUGCAUCAUUUACUGGUGGUUCACGCUAUAUGAACAAUAACUAUUUGGAUGCAAUGGCCAUUUAUAGACCAGAUAUCUUAUGCAGGAUAUUCAAAAUUAAGCUAGACAGCCUCAUGAGUGAUCUCACUGAAAAGAACAUUUUCAGAAAAAGUGUAUGUAUACUAUUGAAUUCCAGAAAAGAGGACUUCCACAUGCACAUAUCCUACUAUGGAUGGCGGAAAAAAAGCAAAUUGUCUACUGCUGAAUCUAUUGAUAAAGUUAUUUCUGCUGAGAUUCCUGACAAAGAUAGUGUUCCGGUUUUGUAUGAAGUAGUGAAGCAGAACAUGAUACAUAGACCUUGCGGAGUGAUUAACAAAAGUAGUCCAUGUAUGGCAAGGUCAAUCAAAUACCUUUUCAAAUAUAUCAACAAAGGACCUGAUCGUGUUCUAGCUACUAUUGAACAUGAUGUAAAUCAAGGUGCAGAAUCUGUAGCAUGCGCAAAUGUAGAUGAAAACGGCGAGGAUAAUACUGAUGAAAUUAAGGAGUACUUCGAUUGCAGGCAACAGAAGAAUAGGUUAGCCGUUGGUAGAAUAACCUAUGUACCUCUGAAAUGUGGCCAAUUGUACUACCUUCGUGUUCUACUCAACCGACACAAAUGUCCAAAGGGGUUUGAUGAUUUGAAGACAGUUGAUGGUGUUUUACAUCCUACAUACAAAGAUGCGUGUUAUGCAUUGGGUUUACUAGAUGAUGAUAGAGAAUAUAUAGAUGGGAUUAAUGAAGCAAGCAUGUGGGGUUCUGGUGACUUCCUUCGAAAACUGUUCUGCGUUAUGCUAUUGACUGAUAGCCUAAUUAAUCCAUUUGGAGUUUGGGAAGAAACUUGGAAUUUGCUAUCUGAUGAUAUUCUUUACAGAAGAAGAUUAUUUGAAAACAAUCCAGAACUGGACCUCUCUGAUGAACAGCUAAAAAAUUACACAUUGGAUGCAAUUGAAACUAUACUGCAAAGCAAUGGUGGUUCUCUUUCAAAUUAUGAUGGAAUGCCUUUGCCAGAGGGUGAUUACAACACAGCUGGUAUCAAUAGGUUAAUAUACGAUGAAAGAAACUAUGAUAGAGAGGAAAUGAAGGCUAUCGUAGAACGAAUGGUUCCUGGUUUAACUGACGAGCAGAUGAAUGUCUACAAAGAGAUCAUGGAAGCUGUCACAGAAGAUAAAGGGAAAAUAUUUUUCUUAUAUGGGUUCGGUGGUACUGGUUACUGUCUGCUGCUUGGAAUAGCAUCUCUGUUAUUGCCUGGUGGUAGAACCGCACAUUCCCGUUUCAGUAUACCAAUAAAUCCAGAUGAUGAUACUACUUGCAAUAUUCAACCAGGAACAGACUUAGGGAAUUUGGUUGCUGAGUCAUCUCUUAUUAUAUGGGACGAAGCACCUAUGAUGAGUAGAUAUUGUUUUGAAAGUUUGGAUCGUACUAUGCGCGAUAUUAUUAAGCGUCAUAAGGAAAAACCAUUUGGAGGAAAAGUUGUUGUGUUUGGUGGUGAUUUUAGACAAAUUUUGCCCGUUAUCAGUGGUGAAGGAAUGGAAGACAUUGUUAUGGCUUCUAUUAAUUCGUCAUAUUUAUGGGAUGAUUGUAAGGUGCUCAUGCUUACAAAAAACAUGAGGCUUUUGGCUAAUCUUGAUGAAACCGUAGCAGAGUAA
Eutrema salsugineum is the source of this 1800-nucleotide messenger RNA. RefSeq lists its product as uncharacterized. Gene Ontology annotation, molecular function: DNA helicase activity. Gene Ontology annotation, biological process: DNA repair; telomere maintenance. The transcript is spliced from 7 exons. The record is from RefSeq and is a predicted model, not a curated record. NCBI's taxonomy places the organism in Eukaryota, Viridiplantae, Streptophyta, Magnoliopsida, Brassicales, Brassicaceae. Bases 1 to 1800 code for a protein of 599 amino acids.